AUGUCAUCUGAAGCAAAAACACCAACAGAUCCAGGCACAGAUAAAUUAAUGACAACUUCUGCAAUUUCACUUUCAAAUGAUACAGAAAAUAAUAAUAUUAGUCCAACAAAUGCAGCAACACAAAAUAUAAUCUCUUCUUCUAAUAAUACGCCUGGAAAUCGUCAUUCAAUGAUUGCCGGAAUGCAAAAAAUAUUAUUUCCUGGAGGGAAAUUGCCUUUACAACAACCAGGCUCUCAACGUAAUUCUACAAUUAUUAGUGGAGGAAAAUUAGCAGAAGCUUCGACAAAUGUUGAACCAAAAAUGACUGAUUUCGAUAAUAAUAUUAGUGGUGGUGGGGGAAUAAAUAAACAACAAAAUAAUAAUAAAUUAUUGGCUUCUUCUUCAAUUGUUACUGCACGAACAAAAAUUGUGCCGUCAAAUAAACGUCCGCCUUCUAAAGUGAAUUCUGCUGCUUUAUUAGCUGAAAAUACAAGAGAUUCAUUUGACAAUAACAACGAUACAAAAAUAUUAGAAAUGUCAUCACCAACAUUUACUAGUACUUCUAAAACAACACAAUCUUCUACUUCAAGUCCUACAACAGCAACAGGAAUAAAUAAUAAUAUUAAGACUACAAGUGUUUUUUCAGCUAGUUCUGGAGAAGAAACUAGCCAAUCUCAACAUCGUUAUGUGCCACUUGCAGAAAGAAUUAGUUUUCAGCCACCAAAGACUGCUUUAAUUACUAGCCAUGUUCCUUCAAUUUCUACACUCAAUACAACAUCAGCAACAAAAGAAAUGUCAACAAUUCCAUUAUCUUCGUCACCAGAAUCUGCCAUUUCCAACAUUACUGAUCGAACAACAGGUGGAGGAAUAUCUUUAUCUCAAACAACUCCUUCAACUUCUCAAUGGGUUUCUCGUGCUGAUUUUGAUCGUUUUGCUGAAGAAUGUAAUCGAAGAUUUUCUGAAAUGCAUGCUGAAUUGAUUGAAUUACGUCGAAGAGUUGAUCAAAAUAAAUGA
Molecule: messenger RNA, 993 nt
Organism: Meloidogyne enterolobii
Lineage: Eukaryota; Metazoa; Nematoda; Chromadorea; Rhabditida; Meloidogynidae
Source: the annotation of a GenBank genome assembly